Vicia villosa (hairy vetch) is the source of this 1044-nucleotide messenger RNA. RefSeq lists its product as uncharacterized. The transcript has a single exon. Bases 1 to 1044 code for a protein of 347 amino acids. NCBI's taxonomy places the organism in Eukaryota, Viridiplantae, Streptophyta, Magnoliopsida, Fabales, Fabaceae. The record is from RefSeq and is a predicted model, not a curated record. Gene Ontology annotation, molecular function: RNA binding.
AUGGAGGGUGGAGGCGUCCACCGAGAGGGAGGAUGGAUCAAAGCUGAGCGCCGCCUGUUCCGGAACUGGGUCCCCCACUGGGAAGUGUUUCCGGCAAGGGGCAAGGUUGUCGAAGGAGUAACUUCUUUCUACAUUUCUGAGUUUCCUGAAAGCUGCAAGGCGGAGGACCUUUUUGUGUUGUUCGGUUGCAUUGGCAACACAGUGGAGGUAGCAAUAGCGCCAAGGAGGAAUAAGCAUGGGAAGCGUUUCGGUUUCGCUAGGUUUUCUGAUGUAGAGGAUGCUAGGGUGUUGGGGGUGAAGUUGGAUAAUGUGGCAUUCGAGGGGAAGAAGAUACACGCAAACAUCCCUAGAUUUGAGAGGCAGAGUAUUGGGGGAGGGAAGUCUGUUCAACAGAGGAAGUUUAACAACUCUGUUCCUCGCCGUGUUACUGAAAAGGGCCCGAUGAACAGGUACUGGGGAGAGGCAACAGUUAAAGGUAGAUCUUUUGCGGAGGUGGUGAACUCUCCGGCCAGAAAGGAAGAGUUGGAGGGUCUUCGGGAACCAGUAUGUUGUGCGUCUUCAGUGGAGGAUAAAGGGAGAUCUGCUAAGGCUUGGAUAGGGGAGCUCAGGGUUCCUGGUUCUGGUCACGGCAUUCAAAAGAGUAUCACAAAGGCGGGUUUCUUUGGCAUCGUGGUGUCGCCUCUAGGUGCUAAACUGUGUUUAGUGGAAGAAGGUAUAGAAGGGGCUUUGGCUGAGUUUUUGGGGGAGGAGGAAGGGUGGUGGAAGGACUGGUUCAUUGCGAUGAAGAGGUGGAGCGAAGAGGUGGUGGAUGUGUCGAGAACGGUUUGGCUUCGUGUGUUUGGGAUCCCUUGUCUAGGGUGGAACUCGGUUGUUUUCUCGUCUGUGGUUAACAGCUUUGGCAAGUUCAUCAGCGCGGAUGAAGCAACGGUGAAUGGGAUUCAAUUUGAGGUGGCUAGAAUCCAGGUUUGCACCGAUUUUAAAAUCUCUAUACCUAAGUCUGUGGAUCUGAUGCUUGAUGGAAAGCUGUUUAAACUGGUUCUUUGA